Messenger RNA from Mesorhabditis spiculigera, 1077 nucleotides. The record is from the annotation of a GenBank genome assembly. Lineage: Eukaryota; Metazoa; Nematoda; Chromadorea; Rhabditida; Rhabditidae.
AUGCUGGCCCUCGACAAGGACACCUCGCUGCACGCCGCCAAAAUGCGGAACCUGUUGCGGCUGAUGAAGGACCGAAAUGUGUUCAAGAUCGACGAGAAGGAGGGAUUCCUGCUGAAGAGCGGCCAGGAGCUAGCCUGCGAUUGCCUGCGCGAGAUGAUCGCCACAAUGCCUGGUCACUACGACGGCAUUGUCGGCGUCCCGUAUGCGGCCCUUCCUUACUCGGCGGUAGUUUCCCUACAACUCCGCAAGCCCCUCAUCAUCAUCCGAAAAGAGGCGAAGAGCUACGGCACCAAGAAGCUGAUCGAGGGGCGCUACGAGAAAGGGCAAACGGUCGUCAUCAUCGAAGACGUCGUCACGACGGGCGGCAGCAUUAAGGAUGUAGUCAAGAUCCUGCGCGAAGACGGGCUAAUCGUCCAGGACGUCUUCUGCCUGCUCGAUCGUCAGCAAGGCGGCGCGGCCAAGCUGAAAGAAGAUGGCAUCAACCUGCAUAGCCUGAUGAACAUGGAGCUCGUGCUGUCGUUCCUCGUCUCGGUCGGCGCCCUGAAUCACGACCAAUUCGAGCAGAUCCGGACCGCCCUCACGUUGCCCUUCGAAACCGUUUCCCAGCUGAAUAUCGGCACCGAGCUCGAGAAAGCGGAAACGAACACGGGAAGCGAAAGGAGGAAGGCGAUGAAGCGCCGCCUCUCCCUGGCGGAGCGCAAGGAGUCGACCAGCAACAAGUUGAACAAGCGCAUCAUCGAGCUGAUGCUGCAAAAGAAGAGCAACCUCUGCAUCGCCAUCGACUACAAGGAGACCGAGCAGAUCUUGAAGCUUGCCGAAACGGCGGGGCCCUACAUCAUUGCGGCCAAAAUCCACGCGGAUAUUAUCGAGAAUUUCAACAAAGAUUUUACCGACAAACUCGCCCAACUCGCCGAGAAGCACAAUUUCCUGAUCUUCGAGGAUCGUAAAUUCGCUGACAUUGGCAACGUGAUCGACUUGCAGCUGGCGGGCACCCAUCGAAUUGGUCAAUGGGCUGACAUUGUCACCUGCCAUGCCGUGCAAGGGGCUGAGAGUAUUACGAAUGCGUUUAGAAAGUCC